This is a messenger RNA of Alligator mississippiensis (American alligator), 1346 nucleotides long. It is a transcript of the gene CD6, whose product is annotated as CD6 molecule. NCBI's taxonomy places the organism in Eukaryota, Metazoa, Chordata, Crocodylia, Alligatoridae. The transcript has 5 exons. Bases 231 to 1325 code for a protein of 364 amino acids. Gene Ontology annotation, cellular component: membrane. The record is from RefSeq and is a predicted model, not a curated record.
UGCAGCUGCUCUGCACCGAUCAGGUCUUCCUCUUUCCACCCAUAUGAUGCUGAAUUGGCUUCCUGAAAAUCAAAACCACAAGCCAGAAAAAUAAAAAGAGGCAGAGAACUUUCUGUGCAAAAACCAUUCACAAGAAAAAGAAAAAGGUUUAGACAGCGCAGGAAGACUACCCGGACCCUCCAUCCCCAACCCACGAUGAAAUUCUUUUCCAGCCUGUGCCAGUGAGAGUAAUGGACGUGCUUCGGGUGUUCCUGUUGGCUCUCUCCGUGACGGCACCCAGACCAGGCCUGCUGGAGUUGGUGGUGCCUUCUGCCUUCCCUGAGAACAUCACACAUGGCAGUGAUGGGAACAUGCAUGCAGAACCAGGACUCUCAAGGGAGGAACCCUUCCGCCUGGUGAAUAAUAAUAGCACCUGCAAGGGCACUGUGGAGGUCCAUUACCAUGGGAUGUGGGUGCCAGCGUGUGGGGAUUCGUGGAGCAUGAAGACUUCUCAUGCAGUCUGCAGACAGUUGAACUGUGGUGUGGCGAAGUGGGAGUCAGCACCUGCAGAGAAAGAACCCCUGUACACUUUUCAGAGCUGCCCAGCCAUAAACAUCAGCUGCGGAGAGCUAGGAAGCCAGGAGGAGCACUGCCUCGUGCAGCUCUCAGUCUCGAGGACAUGCUGCAGUGGAAAGCUGGCCCAUAUCACCUGCACAGGGCACCGAGCCGUGCGCCUGGCUGAUGGGGGCAGCCGUUGUGAAGGCCGCGUGGAAGUGUCAGAGGCUGAUGUCUGGGGCACCGUGUGUGAUGAUGCCUGGGAUAUGGUUGAUGCUGAUGUUGUAUGCAAGCAGCUGAACUGUGGCUGGUCCAUCCAGGCUCCAGGGAACUCCUCUUUCCAGAAGGGGACAGGCCCCAUCCACCUGGAUGAGGUCCACUGCGUUGGGAAUGAGUCCUCCUUGUGGGACUGCCUCGCUGAGAGAAGUCACGACUGUGGCCACAAGGAAGAUGCAGGCGUGGUGUGCUCAGAGCAUCAGCAGUGGCGCUUGUCGGGGGGCAAGGACCAUUGUGCUGGCCAGGUAGAAGUCUACUACAAAGGCAGCUGGAACACAGUAUGCGAUGGGACCUGGUACCUGGAGGAGCAGUCUGUGCUGUGCCAGUCACUGGGGUGUGGCUCCCCAGCCAAACAGCUGCACUUCAACCACACACUGCAGGGCAAGAUGAACUACCAGUGCUUGGGGCAUGAGGCCUCUCUGGCCCAAUGUAUCUGGCACUACAACAAAAUGACUGUCUGCCACCAGUCCCGAGCUGCCGGCGUGAUCUGCAAUGGUAACACUGCUCUCACCUAGAGGCCUGGAUUUCAACCCCAG